Messenger RNA from Aphis gossypii (cotton aphid), 4840 nucleotides. Its product is annotated as ATP-binding cassette sub-family C member 4-like. The transcript has 25 exons. Gene Ontology annotation, biological process: transmembrane transport. Gene Ontology annotation, cellular component: membrane. The record is from RefSeq and is a predicted model, not a curated record. Gene Ontology annotation, molecular function: ATP hydrolysis activity; ATP binding; ABC-type transporter activity. Lineage: Eukaryota; Metazoa; Arthropoda; Insecta; Hemiptera; Aphididae.
CCAACCAUGAUUGGAUAAUUAAAAGAUCAGCUAGUAUUAAGUUUACUAUAUUAAAUAAGUUAACUAUAAACAAAGGCAAUAAGUUACAUAGUACAAUAUUUAUGUACUCGUAAUCAAAGUUAUUAUUAUAAAUCACGACUGUACAUUUAUUUUACUUUAUUUAAGUGAAGAACGAAAAAUUUACCAGACCGUACGUGUGUAAGACUGAGAUAACACUAUAUGUGGGAGGUGACGUCCUUUUAAAUGAAGAAGAUUAGUUAAUCUUGUAUGCAGUCUUAAUGAAUGUACUACAAAUAGUGAUUACACGCAGAUAGAUACUUACUAUAAUAAUAUUAUGUAUAUACUAUGUGUAAAUAAAGCUGAUAUUUGGUAGUGGAAAACUUCAAAGCGUUAUAAAUAUAAAUUUAUAAUUUCAAUUACUUGACACUCGACAACUGGCGUGCGUGUAUAGUAUAUGCUAAUAUUUUAUUGUAAUUUAAUUAAUAGCUUAUACAUCGUAUAUUUAAAUACCAUCACAAGAAAUGUGGUAUAAAAUUAAUAAGUAACAAUUAUUAUUAUAACUAAGUAUUCAUAAAAAAAUUAUAAUACGAAUUAAAUACUCUCGCUAUAUACAUUAUGAAUAGAGAGACACCAAAGGCAGAUAUUAAGACAGAACGACCUCCUAAUCCAAGAUGUAAUGCAAAUUUUUUUGAAAUCAUCACUCAUAGUUGGAUAUCAAAACUAUUAAAAAUAGGACGUCUCAGAGAUUUAAAUGAAACGGAUUUGUAUACAACAUUAGAUGACCAGAAAUCAUCGCCAUUAGGCGAUAAAUUGGAAAAGAUAUGGAGAUCAGAGUUAGCCAAAUCGUCUUCAAUGAAUCGAAAUCCAAAUUUGUUGAGAGCUUUGAUCCGAAUGUUUGGUGCUAAAUUUAUUCUAUAUGGAUUUCUGUUUUGCAUAAUCGAAAUAAUUUUCAAUUUGUCUCAACCUAUAUUAAUUGGUGAACUAUUAGCAUACUUCAACCAUAAUCAUUCCAAAAAUAUUGAUAUAAAAUAUGCAUACCUAUACUCAUCAGGUUUAAUAUGCAGCAUACUUAUGUCAACUAUCCUUAUCUUUUACACAUAUGAAGAAAUUAUGAACGAAAUAAUGAAGGUGAAAGUUGCUUGUUGUUCUUUAAUCUUCAGAAAGACAUUAUGCCUGAGUCAUAAAACUUUUGGCGAAACUGCCGUUGGACAAGUGAUCAAUUUGAUAUCGAAUGAUGUAAAUCGAUUCGAUUGUGCAAUAAAUCUACAUUAUUUAUGGAUCGGACCCCUACAAAUAAUAAUUGGAAUAUAUUUUUUGUGGCAAGAAAUUGGUGUGUCCUUAUUAGUUGGAGUAGCUACAUUUUUUUUCUUUAUUCCAUUACAAAGUUGGAUGGGGAAAAUAAUUUCUAAAUUUCGUUUGCAGACUGCAAAGAAGACCGAUGAAAGAAUACGAUUAAUGAAUGAAAUCAUUUCGGGGAUACAAGUGAUCAAAAUGUACACAUGGGAAAAACCAUUUGUUAAUCUCAUAAAAUAUAGUAGAAAAAUAGAGGUUGAACAAAUAAAAGGAGCCACAUUUAUUAAAUUCAUAUGGAUAUCAUUUAAAGUAAUUCAAUCGAGAUUCCAAAUAUUUAUUAGCAUUUUAAUAUACGUGUUAUUAGGAAAUAAAAUAUCUUUCCAAAAAGUUUACGUUCUUAUAUGUUUCUUCAAUCUGCUACAUAUGUCAAUGGCAGUAAAAUUUUCUAUCAGUUUGUUGGGAAUAGGUGAAUUAAUUGUAUCAAUUAAACGCAUACAACAUUAUUUAUUACUCGAGGAAAAAGAUCAUCAAAUCCAAAACUCUCAUUUAAAAUAUGAUAAUUCAGUGGAACAAAACAUUGGACAAUCAUCCAUUGUUGAUGACCAUACUGCAAAUAACUGUAAUGACAUUGAAGACAAAAAAGAAUCUGUUAAUAGUAAUAGUAUAGUUAUUUUGAACAUUUCUGCUAAAUGGACAGAUGUUCAAACUAAUAAUACAUUAGAAAAUAUUAAUUUAACAGUAAAUUCUGGACAAUUGGUUGCAGUUAUCGGACCAGUAGGAGCCGGUAAGAGUUCAUUAAUACAAGCAAUUUUAAAAUAAUUGUCUGUCUUUAAAGGCAAAAUAUCUGUGGAUGGCGUUUUAUCUUAUGCAUCACAGGAACCAUGGAUAUUUUCUGGUACUAUUCAACAAAAUAUUCUUUUUGGAUCACCAAUGGACGAAGAACGUUUCAAAGAAGUUAUUGAUGUCUGUGCUCUAAAAAGCGAUCUUGAACAUUUUCCACUUGGCGAUGAAACGAUAGUGGGGGAAAGAGGAACAACUUUGAGCGGAGGACAAAAAGCAAGAAUUAAUUUAGCAAGAGCGGUGUACAAAAAAGCUGAUAUUUACUUACUUGAUGAUCCACUUUCAGCUGUUGACGUUAAAGUUGGCAAUCAUUUAUUUGAAAAAUGCAUUAAAAACUAUCUCAAAAAAAAAGCAUGUAUUCUUAUUACUCAUCAAGUACAUCAUUUAUCCGAAGUUGAUCAUAUUGUUCUAAUGGAUAAUGGUAAAAUAAUAAUUGAAGGAUCAUAUCAAUAUAUUCAAGCUUCUAAUUUGGAUUUUGCAAAAGUACUUGGACCUUUAAAUGGUACAACCAUUGAAAAUAAAAUUGAAACUAAUAUAAUGAACAACAAUGAGGUCGAGUUACGCUUGGAUUCAUCUCAGAUCGGUUCUAACGAAAAUAUUUUAUCAUCCAAGUUUAAAGAGUCAUCUCAAAAACCUAAUACAAAAUCACCAUAUGAGUUUGGCAAAUAUAAAUCCAAAAAUGUUUUAAUAUCGUACAUAUCUUCUAGUGAGAGUUCAUACAACGUAUUUUUUGGAUUUUUUAUGUGCAUCUUAAUUCUGGGACUUACUGUCGGAGGAGAAUUUUGGCUUAGCUAUUGGGUUAAUCAGGAAUUAUUUUAUAAUCAGAAAACUACAUUUAAUAACAGUUUAUCAGAAACACAUGAUCCAUCUAACUUAUUAUUAUGGUUUAACAAUAAUAAUGAAUACUAUGUUAUCAUUUAUACAUUUUUCAUGGUUUCCCUGAUCAUAUCAGUGAUAAUUAGGUCUGCUAUAUUUGUCCAAAUUACCAUGAAAGCUUCAAUUAAUUUACACAAUCGAAUGUUCAAUUCCAUAGUAGGAACCACUAUGUCUUUUUUUAAUAUAAAUUCAUCAGGAUUCAUAAUGAAUCGCUUUUCAAAAGACUUAGGAGCUGUGGAUGAAAUCUUACCAGAUAUUUUUUUGGAUACCUUACAAAUUUUUAUGUUCAUUUUUGGGACUGUAAUUAUUGUAGGAUUUACCAAUAUUUAUCUAUUGAUACCAACAGUUAUUAUUGGAAUUAUGGUCUAUAAAGUUAGAGAAUAUUAUUUCUAUACAUCACAAAACAUCAAAAGGUUAGAAGCAUCUACACGAAGUCCUGUAUUAGCACAUAUGAAUGCAUCGUUACAGGGUUUAAUAACAAUUCGAGCCUUUGGAGCAGAACAAAUAUUGUCACAAGAAUUUGACAGACAUCAAGAUUUACAUUCCUCAGCUUCACAUAUAUAUACAUGUUUGAAUCAAGGAUUCGGAUUUUGGAUAGAUAAUGUUUGUUUAUUUUAUUUAUGUAUUAUUAUAUUUAGUCUAUUAAUAGCCGAUAACAAUAUUAACGGAGCAAGUGUUGGACUAACUCUUACACAAGUGAUAACUCUACUCAAUAGGAUUCAAUGGGGAGUAAGACAAUCAAUAAUAUUACUAUGCCAAUUGACAUCAGUUGAAAGAGUUAUAGAAUACACUAAUUUACCACAGGAAGAUACUCUUCACUCUAUUGAAGUAAAAAAUCCACCAAAAGAAUGGCCUUAUUCAGGGAAAAUCGUAUUUAAAGAUUUUAAUCUACGUUACAGCUUAAAUUCACCCUAUGUAUUGAAAGAUCUAAAUAUUGAAAUUCGAUCAAUGGAAAAAAUUGGUAUUGUUGGCCGGACCGGUGCAGGCAAAUCAUCGUUUAUCGGAGCAUUAUUUAGAUUAGCUCUGAAUGAAGGUAAAAUCAUCAUUGACGGUGUAGAUAUACAUGAAUUGAUGCUCAAAGACCUGAGAUCUAAGUUAUCUAUUAUUCCUCAGGAACCAGUAUUGUUUUCUGGGACAAUGCGAACAAACUUAGAUCCAUUUGAUGAAUACCCAGAUCAUGAUCUUUGGAAUGCUCUAGAUGAAGUGGAACUCAAAAACUUUGUGGAGGAUUUGCCCGAUGGUCUUAACUCGAAAAUGUCGAAUAGUGGUUCGAACUUCAGUGUCGGUCAACGACAGUUAGUUUGUUUAGCUCGAGCUAUACUACAAAACAAUAAAAUCCUAAUAUUGGACGAGGCCACUGCCAAUGUUGAUCCGCUGACUGAUAAAUUGAUUCAAAAUACAAUAAGAAAUAAAUUUAAAAAUUGCACAGUACUAACAAUUGCUCACCGUAUAAAUACUAUUAUGGACUCCGAUAGAGUAUUAGUUAUGGAUUUUGGCAAAAUAGUUGAAUUUGAUCACCCGUAUAAUUUAUUGAAGAACACUGAAGGAUUUUUUUACAAAAUGGUUGAGCAAACUGGAAAUGAUACAUCUUAAUUUUGACAUAAUGAGGCUACAGAGGUAUAAAUAAUUCAUUACGCAUAUUAAUUUUGUUUAUCAUUAAAUAAAAAAUGUAUUUAUUUAUGUUUUCAAAUUUGAAUCCAUUAACCUCUCUUUUUUAAUUAUAGACUUUCAAAAGUCCUUACAAUAAAGCAAUUUCUAACUAAGUAAAUUAUUGAAUAAGAUAUGUUGUUUAAAAAUGAAAUAGUAAUAAAUCAUACCUUCUUCAAUUAUU